GUGUGUUCUUCCGGAGGUCAGCGGGCACAGCGUGGAGCUGCGGCGGUGUUGGAGGAGGAGGGGAAGGACGCGGAGCCGGUCUGCGAUCGCACUGAGUGUGAAAGGCAGCGGGCGGCUCCGCCAUGUCCUACUGCAGGCAAGAAGGAAAGGACAAAAUUAUCUUUGUGACAAAGGAGGACCAUGAGACACCAAGCAGUGCUGAGCUGGUCGCAGACGAUCCAGAUGACCCUUAUGAGGAACACGGAUUGAUAUUGCCCAAUGGAGAUAUCAAUUGGAACUGCCCAUGUCUGGGUGGAAUGGCUAGUGGUCCCUGUGGGGAACAGUUCAAGUCAGCCUUUUCUUGUUUCCACUAUAGCACAGAAGAAAUAAAGGGAUCAGACUGUGUGGACCAAUUCCGUGCUAUGCAAGAAUGCAUGCAAAAAUACCCAGAUCUUUACCCUCAAGAGGAUGAAAACGAAGAGAAAGAGAAGUUGAGCAAAGAUUUGGAAGCUCCUCCUGUGGAAGAUUCUGUUGCCAAAGAGGAGAAAGGAUCUAGCUAAUGAAGAUGCAAGGAGGCUGUUGUCUCCAUUUCUCAUUUUCAGAGAUGCGGACUUCUGCAGUAUGUCUGUUGUCUGAGUUGUCAAAAAAUGUUUCACCAUUGUUCUGUACACUGUAUCAUAGUAAAUAAUUUAUUGUGGAAGGAGAAAUCUCAAUGUGACAGUCUUGCAAAUAAAUACUGCAAAAAGCACCAACACGUGUGUGCGCUGUGUAACCUGUUACCAGACACAGUUAAUACUUCAUCAGCUGUUUUCACACAUCAAGUUCUCCUUGAGUUUCGACUUGAAUGAUCUCUUUAAAUAUAUGCAGCUGUUAACAAAAAUCUCACUAGUGUACCAGGUCAUCUUCAUUUCAGUAUGUUCUGAUCAGUAGAUUUUCUUUUGUAAUGUUUUCUGUUCUAACAGAGAUCACAUUAAAUGAUUGUUUUUCCUUAAUGACUUUUUUUUGGUACAAUGAUACAGGACAUGAAAAUGACCUAAACCUAAAAUGUGUCAGAUUAGGUUAUGGUUACAUUUUACUCACAUCAGUUUAUGAUGUGACAGAAAAAACACAACCAAAAAAAAACCCAAAGAAAUGUCUGAUUUUGUUUGCUUUUAAAUUUUGAUAAAUGGUUGUACAACCAUCAAUAUAAAUGAGUGGAAAGAAUGUUGAUCAUUAGCUUUGUUUUUGUCAGUUUGUCAGCACAGUUUUUGUUUUCCCAUAGUUAAAGCCUGCCCCUUCGCUAUUUAGACAGGCUCUUGGAAAAUACUUUGAGAGUACAAUGAAAAUGUCACCUGGUGUAAUGAUCUCAAAACAAAUACUGUGACUUAAGUACAUAUUAAAAAGUAAAUACUUUUUACCUUCA
Messenger RNA from Coturnix japonica (Japanese quail), 1381 nucleotides. RefSeq names its product coiled-coil-helix-coiled-coil-helix domain containing 4 (gene CHCHD4). NCBI's taxonomy places the organism in Eukaryota, Metazoa, Chordata, Aves, Galliformes, Phasianidae. Gene Ontology annotation, biological process: protein import into mitochondrial intermembrane space. The record is from RefSeq and is a predicted model, not a curated record. Gene Ontology annotation, cellular component: mitochondrial intermembrane space. Gene Ontology annotation, molecular function: protein-disulfide reductase activity.